Histoplasma capsulatum G186AR is the source of this 641-nucleotide messenger RNA. RefSeq names its product LYR family protein. The coding region runs from base 76 to 483 and encodes 135 amino acids. Gene Ontology annotation, biological process: mitochondrial electron transport, NADH to ubiquinone. The transcript has 5 exons. The record is from RefSeq and is a predicted model, not a curated record. Lineage: Eukaryota; Fungi; Ascomycota; Eurotiomycetes; Onygenales; Ajellomycetaceae.
GACGGAUAUUCAAUAAUCAAUUAACUACCCACUGGGUUGGGGCCACUUGGGAUCAAUUCUUCUUCGUCUACCACUAUGACGCCCAACCCAACAGCCUUGUCUCUCUACCGACGGUCCCUCAAGCUUGCCCUCGAUUGGGCCGUCCAUCGUCAUCUAUGGCGUGGCCAGGCUGUCUAUAUCCGUUCGCUCUUUGAUGCAAAUAGACAUGUGAGGGAGCCUCGACAACAGAAAGUUUUAUUCCGCGAGACCGAGAAGUUGCUGAUAGAGUGGAAACAUCCUGAUCCGUAUAGAGCCCCGACGGCACCAGGCGGGAGCAAAUACGAGCGAAAUUCCGAAUUACCAAUUCUACCAUUGGGCAAAGCACAACAUGAAAUAAUGGAGGAAGAGGAACAGCGAAUUAGAGAAACUUCAAGACUUAACCAGGAAAAAGCACAGAGGCAGAAAGCAGAUGAGCAGGAAGUGAUCAGACUUGAAAAGGAAUAGAACCUUCAGUGAUUUUGUUUAUGUGUGUAUGUGUAACACUGGGUUGAGUAUUUUUUGCUAUAGAGAAAGGAAGAGACAUCCUCAGUAUAAGUCCUUUCUAUGUAUAUAACUAAAUGUUUCCUUUGGGUUUUCUUUUCCAAUAAAUUAUCUCUCAGUCA